UCAGCAAACACCACAAGGAUCUUUGAGGGGACGAGGAUCGUGAAAACUGGGAUGCCCACCGUGUCUCCAGCCUCCUCAGCGGACAUGGCCCCCAUCUCCUCCGGCUCGUCCACUUGGACUUCCUCAGGAAUCCCCUUCUCCUUCGUCUCUAUGGCGACAGGAAUUGGCCCGUCCUCCAGCGGUAGCCAGGCGACAGUGGCCUCGGUGGUGACCAGUACUUUGCUGGCUGGCCUGGGCUUCAGUGGCGGAGUGAUCUCCUCCUUCCCCAGCUCUGUUUGGCCGAGCAGAGCACCAUCCAACAACCCCCCCUCCGCUCGCCACACCUCUGAACCUAACAAACCCACCAAAGAUGCUUCUGCCGUCACCACGGCUGCACACACAGAUAACAGCAAGGCCGGGGGGAAGGACAGAGAGAACAGCAAAUGUCAAGGAGAGGACGGAGAGAGGGAAGGAGAGGAUAAGGAUGAAGAGGAGGAAGAAGAAGAAGAAGAAGAGAAGGACAAGAAGAAGGGGAGGAAGGGAUCAGGAGGUAUGGGAGCAGCAGGGAGGAAGGAAAGCAGGACAGCGGUAAAAGAGACGCCCAGCGAGACACCAGACGCCACUGCAAAGGAGAAAGAACCAGAUCUAAUGAACACGCCUCCUGAUGAAGAUACCCACCUGGAGGUGUACACCCACAAUCUGCUUGAGCCUCACACCCCCACCCCCUCAGUGGCAGCCGUUCAGUCAGCAGAGCCCCCCGCCCUGAAGGACCCGGCAGCCACACGCAGACCCAGCCCAGGGGGGGACAGGAAGCACAGGCCUGUCUCCAUCCACACUGGUGAGCCCCUUCUCUGCAUGUCUGAAACAAUUAGCAUGAUCAUCUGUAGAGCGACAUCAUGA
Molecule: messenger RNA, 879 nt
Organism: Notothenia coriiceps (black rockcod)
Lineage: Eukaryota; Metazoa; Chordata; Actinopteri; Perciformes; Nototheniidae
Product: receptor-type tyrosine-protein phosphatase gamma-like
Exons: 2
Coding region: 52-879 (275 amino acids)
Source: RefSeq, a predicted model, not a curated record